Nymphalis io (European peacock) is the source of this 7194-nucleotide messenger RNA. Its product is annotated as eukaryotic translation initiation factor 4 gamma 3-like. Gene Ontology annotation, cellular component: eukaryotic translation initiation factor 4F complex. Gene Ontology annotation, molecular function: protein binding; mRNA binding; translation initiation factor activity. The coding region runs from base 483 to 5756 and encodes 1757 amino acids. The transcript has 30 exons. The record is from RefSeq and is a predicted model, not a curated record. NCBI's taxonomy places the organism in Eukaryota, Metazoa, Arthropoda, Insecta, Lepidoptera, Nymphalidae.
UGACGUGAGUAGUAGACGUGAACGAUCGAAUGACAGUUUUAAAGAUUUAAAAAUUUUAUUCUAAUAUUGUUGUUGCAAAUAUAUUUUUACAUUUUUUUAUUAUAACUAAUUAUAGCAGUUUAAAAGCAAUAAAGACGAAAUUAAGUGUUAUAAAAUAGCAUUUCCAUGUGUAACAGUGACAAUUCCGUUUGUUUAUUGGUUAACAUCCGCCAUUUUGUACUGUCGUUUGUUUAGUGACUGGCUCUCUUUUCUAGUGAUGCUAUACAUUUCUUCUGCAAACAUAUAUUGUGACUUUGCAUGUGGUGUACAAUGUUUUUGCUAGAAACGUUGUUUUUAAGGGGUUUAAAUUGAUCUCGUGCUAGUUGUCAAACUGACGUCGGUUUAACUUUACGUAUUGCCGGAUGUGUCCUACAAUCGGUUAGGGCUAUUUAACGUGCCACCUCGAGUGGUGUACGUGUUGCGAGACCUAUGCUGCCAAGAAUAUGAGUGGCAACGGCAAUCAGGUGCCGCUGGCGGCGAGUCAGCGCGGCCCCGGAUCUUAUCCUCGGGCGUCAACACCACACAGUGAGUUGAAUUUGCAUCGUAUAGGACCGGAAUGUUACCAUCCUUCGGGGGCAGCUAGCAGUGCAUACAUGUCGGGUGCGACGGGUGGUCAAAGCCCUGCUCAAAGCAUGCGCGGUCAGCCAGCUCCUCAGCCUUCUGCGCCGCCGGCGCCUCAGCAGGAUAUAUCUAAAACAACUAUGGCGGGACCGAGUUACGUUUCGCCGCAGAACCAGACCCCACCCUCGCGGCCGCAGUAUCCCAAUUUCCAGUACAGAGCUACUCAACACGGGAACAGGCCUUCUUCACACCCCAGACAACAGCAACCGUAUAUGAGCGGUGCGAGUGCAUCGGCUGCAGGUCCAGUGAUGUACCAUCCAACGCUUAUGUUCCCACCUCAUAUGGGCAUCCCUCAGACGUAUCAACAACCUAGAUCGGGCACACCCGGCAAGUCGCAGUAUAUGGAUCAUGGGUUUUACUCAUAUGUGCCACAGUACAUUAGCUACACGACACCUACCGGUCCUACUACGCCAUACUACUACCCAUCAAAUGGACAGCAGUUAGCAGCAGGCAGUGUGGGUGGCGGUGGUGGUCGAGCUAAUUCAGCUGCGCUGGUUCCGCAGCAACCAAAUGCGCCAUCGGCGUCGAACUCACUGCCACACUCGCAACCACAAUCCCACAUACACCCUUCCAUACCUGGUAUUCGUCAGGUCCCUCCAAAACGUACUUCCCAUAGACUUCCAAUUAUUAAUCCUUUAACUAAGCAAGAUAUAUUCUCAGAAAUACAAUCCAAUGAUAGUCAAUAUAUGAGUGGUGAAUCCAGUGAACGACAAACACCACAAUUGGAGCCACCUCAUAGUUUUGCAGAGGAGUUUUCGAGGAUGGUGAACGAAGCAGCGAAUCAACCUUCGCCUUGUGAAAGUGCUAGUAAAUCGAACUUUGUUUCUAAGAACGUCGAAGUGCCUGUUACAACGGCAAGCUCUAAUCCACCUCAUACUAAUGCAAUAAGUACUAUUAAUAAUAAUAUAGUAAAGUCUGAAAUUUUAAAUGUUAACGAAAAUAAAAGCUUAGGAAAUGAAAUCGUAGAAUCCAACGAAACGCCGGUAGUUUCAGCUAUAUCGGACAGUCCUGUUGUAGUGCCUAAAAUGCCUAUCAAUAUUAAGCAAAUCCAGAAGAAUAUGGAAAUGAUUCAACCUUUAGCAGUAGAUAAUAAUAAGAGUUUAUCGAGUAAUAAGCAACAAAAACAAAACAAAAGCAAACCAGUUGUGCCUCAAGAUGAAUUAGAAAAGCAAUCAGAUAGUGUGAGUUCUAUAGUUCCUCAAGCAAUGAUUAUGCAAACGGUUGUGACGGCAGUGCCCGUUCCCGUGACUGCGGCGUUGCCUGCGACUGCGGCGUUGCCUGCGGCUGCGCCGGCAACGACGACCACGUCUACUCUCGCGUCCAGCUCUUCUUCACUCGCUAUCUCCAUGCCUGCGCCGCAGCCACAAAGACUAAGAGAAUCUAGAGAAAGAGUGAAAUCAGAAGACAAAGACAAGCCUCCUCCUCCGAAAAUAAAAGAUGUUCUAGAAAAGGAAAUUCCUAAACCGAAUGGACCCACUUCAGUCGAGAUUAGUUCAGUUGAUAGUUUACUGGACGCUAUCAAUCCUUCAACUAGUCAAAUAACUCAAAAUCUUAUAAAAGAAACUACAAAAGCAGCGAAACCGUUAUCAGUAACAAAUGAGACUGAAUUAUCUAACAUAGACAUCAAUACUGAGGUUGUGAUAAACAGAGAACCAACAUUCCCUGUCAAAACUUCACCCACUGCCACAGAACUUUUAUCAGCUAGUAUUGAAAAAGUUGCUAAAGAGCAACCAUUACCCCAAGAAACCUCAGUUAAAAAAGAAGAAUCAAUUGCAAUUCAAGCUCAGGUUAAACUAACUCAAAGCAUAGCAAGUGUUGCACGCAAUCAUCCUGAAUCUAAAAUGAAAGAUAUUAAUCUCAACAAUAACGCAACAGCCAUCAUUUUAGAUCCAGAUACGGCAAAUGGAAACCCAAGUGAAGUUAAUAAGGUUGAGACGGUAAUAGAUGAAGUUAACAAAAAUGAAAAAGCAAUAAAAAAUUCUAAAAAUAAUAAUAAGAAAUCUACUAAAAUGGCGAGUAAUGAAGUUAAUACGAAUAAAACUGAAUCAUAUGAAAAUGGUAAAGAUGAGACUGAUAAAGUUAGUACAGAGCAGGAAAAAUGCUUGUCUAAAGAAGAAAAAGAAGAAAAUUCUACUGAUACAGAAAAGCCUAUAUCUUCAGAAGCAUCAGAACCUACUGUGUUUGUACCUAAAUAUAAGUACUCUGAAGAUCAAUGGUCUCCCUUGAACAAGUCUGGCAAAAAAUACUAUGAUAUUGGAUUGCUGAUGCAGAUAAAAGAUGAUCCUCUCUCAAAGAAUAAACCAAAUGUCCCAUUAUUGGAGACUUUGAAUGUUAUGAGGUCCCCUAUUCAAGAAACAGUGACAUUUAAUCCUAUAUCGAGACCUAUGAAUGAUACAAUUUUCCCUAAUUUCUUGAAAAAUGCUGGUGUUGGGUCCAGAACUAAUGCUCCCAGGGAACCUAAGAAAGAUGGCAGAAUUAUGCCUCAAAGUGCAUUCCAAGCAGGUAAAGGUAGUGUGAAACUAACUCCAUCUUCAAGUGGUAGCAGCUCUCAUAAACCAGUCAUACAUGUCUCACUGUCAUUGAGAGAAGAAGUUAAACUUAACCAGACUAAGGAUGCCUGGAGGCCCACUCGAUUUAAGAAGGAUAACCUUACUGAGGAGGAAUUUAAAACUCAGGACUUGUACAAGAAGUUCCGUGGUAUACUAAACAAACUGACUCCUCAGAAAUUUGACACAUUGCUUGAUAAAGUAAAGACAUUGGAGAUCAACACACAGGCUCGGUUAGAGGGUGUGAUUGACUUAGUUUUUGAAAAAGCUAUUGAUGAGCCUAAUUUUUCAGAAGCUUAUGCUGCUAUGUGCAGUAAACUGUCUAUGCUGAAGGUGCCAGCUGAUAAUGCUCCUGACCAAUGCGUCAAUUUCCGUGCUUUAAUUAUAAGCAAAUGUCAGAAUCAAUUUAUUACUAACAAGGUGGAUGAGAAUGUUUUAAAAUUAGAAAAAGAACUUGCUGAGUGUACCGAUUCUGCUAAGAAAAAGGAGCUUCACCUACUACUCGAAGAAGAGAAUAGGCGUGUCAGAAUGAGAUCUGUGGGAAAUGUCAGAUUUAUAGGUGAGCUCUACAAACUAAAGAUGUUGACAGCGAAAAUUAUGGUUUACUGUAUGACAUAUCUAAUUGAGAAGCUUGAAGAAGAGAAAUUAGAGUGCCUUUGUAAGCUGCUUACCACAAUAGGUGAACAAGUAGAAAGUGAAGUCAAAGAGCAACUGGAAAGUGUUUUCAAGAAAAUGCAGGACAUUGUUGAUCGUAAAUCAAACAAAAUCAGUAGCAGAGUACGCUUUAUGCUUCAAGAUGUCAUUGAGCUAAGAAGGCGUAAAUGGGUUGCGAAGAAUGUAGUUGACUCACAACCUAAGAUGAUGGAUCAAAUUCAAAAGGAAGCAGAACAACAACAAAGGCAUAUUGAGCUUAUGAAUGCACCUUCAAUGGGUGGCGGUGGUUUUCGGCGCGAAGAUGGAGGUCGUGGGAAGCGAGGCGGAGAUAGACGUCAGACCUCCAACUCAUUUAUGGAUAACCAAUGGAAGCCCACACGACCUACUAAUUACACUGUAGAUACCUCUAAACUUAAGACUGUGGCACAAAAGAACCUUAACAAUAUUAAAUUAGCUCCACAAAAUUCUGGCUGGAACCAUGGUUCAGGAACAAAAACUCCUGCUCAAAGUAAUAGUAAUUUGAUGAUAAGUCUAACGAAAAACAUGUAUAGUGCACUUGAAAAUGUACAGGCCGACCCCAGUUCUCUUAGAACAAGCAAGGACUUGUCUGCAGGCUACCAUCAUUCGAAAUCUAUUGAAAGAUCGACAUUUAAUUCCAGAGGUGACUUUAAUAGUGGCAGUGGCAGCCGUUCGGGCUCAGUUGGCGUCACUCGUUCUAACUCUAGCAGCAGAAGUGCUCCAAGCGCGCCGGUGGUGGCGACUGCUCCUGAAACUGUACCUACUGUGCCUGCACCACAAGAGCCACUGCCCGAUGCUAAGAAGAAAUUUAUUAAAAUACUCAUCAUGGAUAAGCUGGUCAAUCCUAAUGAUGAUGAAUUCUUUACUGAAAUCAAACAGACUUUCCAGCCACAGUAUCACGCCGCUGUGGUCACUGAAAUCCUUAAUAUUGCCUUGGAGAGGGCAGCAAAGGAUGUACAUUCGAUUGCAAACAGUCUGUUUCAACUUGUAUCAACUGGAAUAAUAUCUGCGGAGAAUUUCCUAGCGGGUAUCAACGAAAUUCUGGAAUUUGCACCCGAUUUAUACAUCGAUAUCCCUGUAUUGUAUGAAUAUUUAGGAAAGUUUAUUGCGCCGAAUAUUGAAAAGAGGCAUAUCACAUUUGUACAGUUAUUUAGAUUAUGUGAAAAUAUUAUUAUGUCGAAUCAAGGCCAUAUGUUCUUAAAAACUGUAAUUAGAGACUUAAAAGAGAGCAUGGGACCUUCUUUUGUAAAAACAAAAUGGCAGGAGUCCGGAUUAGAAUUAAAGCAAUGGAUGCCCGAGGAACAGGUUCCAAAAUGGAUUGAAGAUAACAAAUUUGAAUUCUUGGAAGGAGGCAAACCUAGUGAAGAAACUAAAAAAAUUCUAACGCCAAGUGAAACUCAAAGCAAACUAUUACAACUCAUGAUCACCGACGAACAUUGCGACUGCAUACGAGGAUGGGUGCAGGAUAACCUGGGCGCUGCAUCUAACGAAAAUUGGUUUAUGCGUGCACUUACGCAAGCUAUCUGUGAGUACGCUUUGUACGGCACAGAAGGACGCGACGUGCCGCACUUUAGCCAUGAACGCAUGAACAAAUAUGCUUCACUCAUUAGUGAAUUUGGCGAUUCGCGUGAACAGAGGGAGGCUAGCUGCCUCUUCGGUAUUCAGCAGCUAAUACAUAGGUUGGAGCACCCGCAAGGGUUAACAUUAGAAAUAUUCCAAUAUUUGCAUGAACAAUACAUUAUAUCCGUGGAAGGUUUUAUUGCAUGGGAAGUGUCUGAAAAGGAACCUGAAGGCAAAGCGGUGAUGCUGAAAGCGCUGACUUCAUUCUUCACGAACAUCAAGGAGGCGGACAAUGAGGAGUCUUGCGGGGAGGACUGACGCGCAGCGGACGCCGCGCGCGCCGUACACGCAGCUGCCGUGGCGCGCGCUGCUGUCGUCACCGCCGCCGCCCGCUCCGACCACAGAUCCUCCGUCUUCUAUAUUUUUAUAUUCUAGACUACCGUGCGCCCUUACCACUCAUAGAUUUUAUUAUAUUUUAAUGCUUAAAUUAACAGAAGCUAGAAAAAGUUGUAUAAUAUUUGUUACGCUAUAGUUAUUUAUCGAGGACCUAAAUUUUAAUUGCUUCGAUGUAAUGCGUUUAUCGAUUGGUAUGUUAAAAUAAUUGAUUGAAUUGAAACGUUAUUUGUUUACGAUUAUGAUACAUGUUUUCAAAUGAAGAGGUAAAGUGGUCGAACAAUAUCUUGAUUCGGAAAUUAUGGGAAAUUUUGGGUCUAUUUAUAAAGUAUAAAUAAAGUGAAAUUGAAAAUAACAUAGCUUUUUCAAAUAGAAAUGGAUACCAUAUGUAGGGAUGUGGCGAUAUAACGUAGAAUACCUACGGUGAACAUUUGUUUCCCUCAAUAUUUUAAGAGCAAUAAUACUUCAAUGUGAAGUAACCGCCGUGUGUGCCCAUUUCUAUUUGACACAUGAUCAACAUCUCUUCACUGGUUCAAGAUAUUGAGCAUAGGACGAAAGCGAAGCUGUCGCCAAACCAGCAAUUCACCUCCCAUUGCUCGCGUCCGCUAGCAGUUUGUCAUUAAAAUAUUUCAUCUAUAUGCAAAUAGAUUGGUACAAAUAUAUAUUCACUAUAACGUUUUUAUACAUGCGACUGUAAAGUAAUAAUUGAUAGUGUUGUUUUACAUGGAGUUCUUAAGUAUGGUGUUUUAUGGGCAGGAGCUGUACAUUUGUGCUCAUUAUCCUUUAUAAAAAUCGUCGCACUGCGCAACAUAUUACACGUUAUGUUGUACUAAAAACUAAAUAUUUAAGUUGUAAUUUAUUUUGAUAUAUAGAUAAAAUUAUGAAUUUAUUGAUAAAACUUAAUCGACGAUCACAGGAACUCGGCUUGGCCGGUGUACCAAGUUCAUUAGAUUCACAUUCACAAUAAGAUAAUAAAUUUAAUAGCAAUCCACGCCGAUAUAUUAUAUAUACAUAUAAUAAUAAUAAAGAUUGCGAUAGAUAAAUUUAUAUACAUAUUUUAAAUUAGGACUAUUUACGGGGCUAAUAUGGCGCGCUGCUUGACGCGACCUCCGCGUCGGCGCGUAGCUAACUAGCAAUGGCUAGCAAGCGAUACUGCGCGGACAAACAAACAAUGAGUUCAAUGAGAGAUGUUGACAGAUUAUAUUAUAUUUAACGUAUUGUAUAUCACUCGUUUUCAUUUAUAUAGAUAUAGACAGCUAAUUUUGAACUGAUAAAGUAAAUUAAAUGUAAAAAAAAAAAAAAAAUAGAUUUCCGUAUCCGUUACAUAAUAAUUUCAUGAUUGCGAAAUUCGGAUAUUCCUUAA